AGUUAUAUCGACGGACCGUUAUAGAGUAGAGCAGAGCUUUUCAAGCACGGAACCGCAAUGCAGGACGCCGAGAGCGUUCAGCGGGCCGCCCUGCCUGUAAUUUACCAGCAGUUAUUUUAAGAUCGCACCCAUGCUCGCCGACCACAAGCGACUCCGGCUCGGUUGACCCUCUGAAGGUGUGGCCGGUUAGGUGGUGUCGAUGCUACGCUGGUGCGCUAGCCCCGCGAAAAUCUUGGACUAUUGAAGGGCGAAUUCCAGGAUUGUCGCAACGCACUGACGGGACGUCGCUGUCGCAGGAACUCGGAGCCCAAUCGCUGGACACCGGAAUGGACGAUAGAACCAUGGGUUGGGGUGGUGAAAUUGGCAAAACCAUCAGCUCACCGGGGGAUGGGUGGGCUUGUUGAUGGAUGGAUUUGGAAGGCUUUAGGGAAUACAUGCCUUUUGAACCACCAACCAUCCACCACCUCUUCAUCCAGUCUGCACACACUUCCGGGUACGGCAGAUCGUUUUUGUGUUGCGUGUCGUGAUCCUGAUCCCCUCUUCCUGUUCGCUCAUUCCAGGACCGACCGGACCGUGACACCUUUCUUUUCUCGCCAGACAGACCCUGACUGCCGCUCAUUUUGGGUUUGGUUGCCCACCCCCAACACACGCUCGCUAAACCGCCAUCUCAAACUGAAGAGCCUUCAGCUCAUCUCGAUUCUUUAUUCCCCGGGAAAUCUCGUCACCGUACAAAAGACAGCUUACCCCGGAUUUCCCGCUCUCUUUUGACGGAUUGCCCUGCUCAGGAUCGACAGUAACCUCAACUUAAGACCAGUCAUCAACCACCAUCCCAGCCACAACCCCGUACCCUCCGGUAGUGUGAGCUGCUGCGCCAUCAAGAUGCGGCACUCGGUAUUUUCUCUGCUCCUGGGAGCCAUCUCCCUGAUCACCACAACAGGCGUCACAGGACUCGAGUUCACCGUGUCACUAGAAGAGAACGGCAAAGCUGCUGAUGCCUCCAAGCUUCAGUUCGUCAAGAUUCCCCCGUUGAAGCACCGGAGACGUGGACACCGCAAUGCAACCGUCGCCACAGGCCAGCAUGUGACCGCCAAGAGAGGGAACAACGACAUCAGUUAUAGUGACAACUGGUGUGGUGCCUCCUCGCGAUCAAACGAUGCGGACCCCAUCCGCAAUGUGUUUGGGUAUUUCACUGUGCCUGACUUGAAGUUACGAGCUGGUAUCCCUCCGCCUCAAUAUGCGGCGGCCUGGAUCGGUAUCGACGGAGCCAAGUGCAACCAGACCUUGUUGCAAGCUGGAGUCACUACCGUGGUCAACUCCAACGGUGGACAGAGUGCAUCGGCUUGGUGGGAGUGGUAUCCAGGUGCUGCGUACACUAUCGCCAACCUCCCAGUCAAGCCAGGGGACUGGAUGUCCGUCAACAUCACAGCCCACGAUGCGACCAGCGGCAGGAUAAUUGUAACAAACGCUCAGCGCGGCUACUCAAUGACGCUCAAUUUGACCAGCGGGCCCAAGCUGUGCCGGUGGGAUGUUGAGUGGAUUCUGGAGGACUUCUACGAGGCCGAAACGAACAAGCAGGUUCCUUUUGCCAGCUUCCAGGACCUGUGGUUUCUCGAUACCGAGGCGACGACAGUGCGUGGGAAGAAUGUUGGGAUCGAUGGAGCGGCCAUGGUGCAUCUGAUGAACCCGCAAGGAAAGGUUCUCUGCCAGGCCGAAAAGUACGACAACGCUAAUUUCGUCAUUACUUCGCAUUAA
This is a messenger RNA of Podospora pseudocomata, 1752 nucleotides long. RefSeq lists its product as uncharacterized. Gene Ontology annotation, biological process: proteolysis. The record is from RefSeq and is a predicted model, not a curated record. Lineage: Eukaryota; Fungi; Ascomycota; Sordariomycetes; Sordariales; Podosporaceae. Gene Ontology annotation, molecular function: glutamic-type endopeptidase activity. The coding region runs from base 880 to 1752 and encodes 290 amino acids. The transcript is spliced from 3 exons.